AUGCGUCACCGCUUCGACAAAUCUGGCGGUCCAAAGCAAUGUCAGAAAGACCUGGAAACGCCAGCAAAAUCAAUCCAACCAAACCAAAUCUUGAUACUUCAGUCACCAUUAGCAGACUACAAAUAUCUGGGACUGCGCGCGAGAAGUGUCAGAAGUAUCGUGUUAACUGAGAGGAUCCACGCGUACCAAGAUAUGAGCAGUGAGCAGGCCAAAUGUUUACUGGCUGCGGAAUGCAUCAAUAAUACGGUGCAGGAUGACGGUCAAGAAUUCAAAGAAGGCAAAGCAUUGAGGCUAGAAGUAAGCAUCAAGCCGCCAAAAAUAAUAUUUGAGACGACAGUAGUGACAGCCUUUCUCUUCAUGCAAUGGGAUGAAUUCCAAGUCGAGCAAUUAUUAUAA
Molecule: messenger RNA, 396 nt
Organism: Enterobius vermicularis (human pinworm)
Lineage: Eukaryota; Metazoa; Nematoda; Chromadorea; Rhabditida; Oxyuridae
Source: the annotation of a GenBank genome assembly